This is a messenger RNA of Aspergillus aculeatus ATCC 16872, 1761 nucleotides long. Its product is annotated as putative 3-methylcrotonyl-CoA carboxylase, beta subunit (MccB). Gene Ontology annotation, cellular component: methylcrotonoyl-CoA carboxylase complex; mitochondrion. Lineage: Eukaryota; Fungi; Ascomycota; Eurotiomycetes; Eurotiales; Aspergillaceae. The coding region runs from base 1 to 1761 and encodes 586 amino acids. Gene Ontology annotation, molecular function: methylcrotonoyl-CoA carboxylase activity. The transcript is spliced from 2 exons. The record is from RefSeq and is a predicted model, not a curated record. Gene Ontology annotation, biological process: L-leucine catabolic process.
AUGCGCGCUCCGUCUCCGCUUCUGCGGAGCCUGAGACCCAACACUGUCGCCCUUCCAUAUCGACGACUUGCACUGCGUCCAUCCACAACCAUAACCUCCCCUCGAAUCCUCUCAAGAUCAAUUGCCAACUACACACACCCCCAUCAUGCAUCUGCUAUAUCCGUCCUCCCCACCGCCGUCGAUACUACAUCGUCCGAAUUCCAGGAAAACGCCCAACAGAUGCAAGAACUCCUUGAUCGGAUGGCCAGUCUCCACGGCACAAUCUCGCAAGGCGGUCCUCAAAAGGCCAAGGACAAACACCUAGCCAGAGGCAAGAUGCUGCCUCGGGACCGGGUCAGCGCCCUCAUUGACCCGGGCACAUCGUUCCUCGAGCUCUCGCCGCUCGCCGGCCACGAGGUCUAUGGAGAGGAUGUGCCCGCCGGGGGAAUCAUCACGGGCAUCGGAACGGUGGAAGGCGUGAACUGCAUGAUUGUCGCCAACGACAGCACGGUCAAGGGCGGCACCUACUACCCGAUCACCGUGAAGAAGCAUCUCCGGGCGCAGGCCAUCGCGCAGGAGAACAAACUGCCGUGCAUCUACCUGGUCGACUCGGGCGGUGCCAACCUGCCGCACCAGGCGGACGUCUUCCCGGACCGCGACCACUUCGGCCGCAUUUUCUUCAACCAGGCCCGGAUGAGCUCGCUAGGGAUCCCGCAGAUCGCCGUGGUCAUGGGCCCCUGCACGGCCGGCGGUGCCUACGUGCCCGCCAUGAGCGACGAGACGAUCAUCGUCGAGAACCAGGGCACCAUCUUCCUGGCCGGCCCGCCGCUGGUCAAGGCCGCGACGGGCGAGGUCGUCUCCGCCGAGGAUCUGGGCGGCGGGCACCUCCACAGCACGAUCUCAGGGGUCACGGACUACCUCGCCGUCGACGACGCCCACGCCAUCGUUCUGGCGCGACGAUCCGUCUCCAACCUGAAUUAUCCGCAAACGAACCUACCCUCCACGCCGGGCAGUCUAUCCAACACAACAGCAGCGACAACAGCACCCAUCAAAGAACCCCUCUACGACCCCAGCGAGCUCAACGGCAUCGUGGGCACCAACCUCCGCCGCCAGAUCCCCGUUCAUGAGGUCAUCGCCCGCAUAGUCGACGGCAGCGAGUUCGCCGAGUUUAAGCGCGACUACGGCACCACGCUCGUGACGGGCUUCGCGCGCAUCUACGGCCACCAGGUGGGCAUCGUCGCCAAUAACGGCAUCCUAUUCUCCGAGUCCUCCCUCAAGGGCGCGCACUUCAUCGAGCUCUGCGCCCAGCGCGGCAUCCCCCUGGUCUUCCUGCAGAACAUCUCGGGCUUCAUGGUCGGUGCCGACGCCGAGAAAGGCGGGAUCGCGAAGAACGGCGCCAAGCUGGUGACGGCCGUCGCGUGUGCCGACGUGCCCAAGUUCACCGUGGUGUUUGGCUCCAGUGCCGGCGCCGGGAACUAUGGCAUGUGCGGCCGCGCCUAUUCCCCAAGAUUCCUGUUCAUGUGGCCCAACGCCAGAAUCGGGGUCAUGGGCUCCGAGCAACUGUCCGCGGUGAUGGAGGCCGUGGGCCGCACCGCCGACCCGGACCUGAAGGCCCGCAUCGACCGCGAAUCCGAGGCGGUCUUCUCGUCGGCGCGCCUCUGGGACGACGGGGUGAUCCCGCCCGCGCAGACCCGCCAGUUCCUGGGGUUGGGGCUGGCGGCCGCCGUCGGGGGCAAGGUCGAUGCCGAUGUGCGGACGCGGUUUGGGGUGUUCCGGAUGUAG